This is a messenger RNA of Gadus macrocephalus (Pacific cod), 4553 nucleotides long. RefSeq names its product SEC24 homolog C, COPII coat complex component (gene sec24c). The record is from RefSeq and is a predicted model, not a curated record. The transcript has 25 exons. The coding region runs from base 186 to 3902 and encodes 1238 amino acids. NCBI's taxonomy places the organism in Eukaryota, Metazoa, Chordata, Actinopteri, Gadiformes, Gadidae. Gene Ontology annotation, cellular component: endoplasmic reticulum exit site; COPII vesicle coat. Gene Ontology annotation, biological process: intracellular protein transport; endoplasmic reticulum to Golgi vesicle-mediated transport; COPII-coated vesicle cargo loading. Gene Ontology annotation, molecular function: zinc ion binding; SNARE binding.
CAGCGCUACAGCAGUUCCGGUAGAUGUCCGCUUCUGAGAGAGCGAUACCGAGAAAGGGAUUAUCAAGAAACAUCCCGGGACAACGUCGCUGUUUUACUUUCUCGAUCCCUGGAUAUACAACUUUCUCAUUGGGGGAGCAGUGUCACAGUUUACAACACUUUUAGAGCUUUAGGUAUGAACUGAGGAUGAAUGUAAACCAGCAGACUCCAAUGGCGUCUCCGUACGGCCAGCCCCAGCCUGGCUAUGGCCAGCCCGGCUAUGGAGCAGGGUACCCAGCCCCCUACGCGCCUUACAACAACCCCGCAUCAGUCUACCAGCCUGGGGCUCCACCUCAAGGUUGCUCUCCUUAUGCAAGCUUUCCUUCUAAGGCUGUGGCAGCCAACCCAGUCUCUGACCUGUCUUCUCCUCUUGAUCUAGGUCCCCUCAGAGGUCCCCCUACAUCAGCGCCAGCUCCUGUCUCCGCCGCUCCCCAGGCCUACUCCCACUACGGCCAGGGGGAAAUGCAGAAUGGACCCCCACCAGGGAGCCAAGCGCCUCCCAGGCCUGCAGUAUCUCAGCCAUACAACCAGGGGGCAGUGAACUUGUCCGGGCCGCCUCAACCAUAUCCCCAGCAAUAUGGGGCCCCACCCCCCGUGCAGCAGGUGACCAAUCAAAUGACUGGGAUGCAGAUUUCCACCGGGCCGCCCACCGCAGCAGGUCCAGGCUACGCUCCUCCACACAGCUCCCAGCCUCCCACCAGCGCGGCCUACUCCAUCGCCCCCCACCCCGCCUACACCCAGGGGCCCCCGCCUGCCUCCAUGGCCCCCAGCCAGCCCCCGCCUCCCAGAGACCCCGCCCCCCCCCAGCCCUACUACGGAGGCCCACCGCCUCCUCAGCACCCGGCCUCCUCCGCCUCGGCCGCUCCUCUUCCUCCCCCGCCCUCGUCCCACCAGUCCUUUCCCCCCACCUCCUACCCCGGGCCCCAGGCCCCCCUCCCAGCCGGCCCUCAGGCCCCGCUCCCCCCAGGCCCUCAGGCCCCGCCGCCCUACGCCCAGGGUCCCCCGCCGGCCGGCAGCCAGCCCCACUACGCCCCCGCCCCCCACGCCCACGGCUCCUACCCCGCGGCUAGAGGGCCCCCUCCCCCCUCUCAGCCCGGGCCCUACCCUGCCGCGGGCCCACCUCCUACCUCUGCUCCCCCGGGCCACUACCAAGGGACCAUGCCGCCCCAGCCCCCGGCCGGACAGCCCGCAGCCUACCACUCAGGUCCCCCUCCCCCCAGGGCUCAGAUGCCUCCCAGCUCCAUGGCCCAAACCAACCACCUCCCCCCGGGACCGCAGGGACCCCCAGGCCCACUAGGGCCCCCGGGACCCCUGCAGCAGCCCCCUCCUCAGCCCGGCAUGCAAGGCGGUUAUCCUCCUCAACAGAACGGUGCGUUCGGGCAGGUGAGAGGACCCCAGCCCGGCUACCCAGGGCCAUACCCUGGACAACAGAACUACGGCCCUCAGGCCCCAGCACCAGCCGCACAAGCACAGAAAAGACUUGACCCAGAUGCCAUCCCUAGCCCGCAAGCGUCGGAGCAGCCGGCCGCGCAGAGAGCCAGACAUAAAAUAGACCCAGACGCUAUACCCAGCCCAAUCCAGGUGAUAGAAGAUGACCGGGUCAAGACCACUGAACCUUUCACCACGGGGGUCAGGGGUCAGGCCCCGCCCCUCGUCACCAGCAACUUCCACGUCAAAGACCAAGGCAACGCCAGCCCGAGGUUUGUCCGCUGCACGGCCUACAACAUGCCCUGCACCGCUGACAUGGCCAAGCAAUCGCAGGUGCCCCUGGCCGCAGUCAUCAAGCCCCUGGCCACCCUGCCCCCAGACGAGACCCCGCCCUACCUGGUAGACCACGGGGAAGCCGGCCCCAUCCGAUGCAACCGCUGCAAGGCCUACAUGUGCCCCUACAUGCAGUUCAUCGAGGGAGGCAGACGCUUCCAGUGUGGCUUCUGUAGCUGCGUCUCAGACGUGCCACCCCACUACUUCCAGCAUCUGGACCACACUGGGAAGCGGGUGGACUGUUACGACCGGCCAGAGCUCUCGCUGGGCAGCUACGAGUUCCUCGCCACGGUGGACUACUGCAAGAACAACAAGCUUCCUCAGCCGCCCGCCUUCAUCUUCCUCAUCGACGUGUCCUACAACGCCGUCAAGAGCGGCAUGGUCAACAUCGUCUGCCAGGAGCUCAAGACCCUGCUGGACCACCUGCCAAGGGAGAACCCGGAGAUGGACUCUGUGGUGCGGGUGGGCUUCGUCACCUACAACAAGGUGCUGCACUUCUACAACGUCAAGGCCAGCCUGGCCCAGCCCCAGAUGCUGGUGGUGUCGGACGUGGCAGACAUGUUUGUGCCGCUGCUGGACGGCUUCCUGGUCAACGUCAAGGAGAGCCGCAUGGUCAUCGACAGUUUGCUGGACCAGAUCCCGGAGAUGUUUGCAGACACGCGGGAGACGGAGACGGUCUUUGGGCCCGUCAUCCAGGCCGGGCUGGAGGCCCUUAAGGCGGCGGACUGUGCAGGCAAGCUGUUUGUCUUUCACACCUCGCUGCCCAUCGCCGAGGCUCCUGGCAAGCUGAAGAACCGGGAGGACAAGAAGCUGAUCGGCACCGACAAGGAGAAGUCUCUGUUCCAGCCCCAGGUGGGCUUCUACAGCACCCUGGCCAAGGACUGCGUGGCGCAGGGCUGCUGCGUGGACCUCUUCCUCUUCCCCAACCAGUACGUGGACGUGGCCACGCUCGGGGUGGUCCCCGUGUCCACGGGCGGCUCCGUCUACAAGUACACCUACUUCCAGGCUCAGUCGGACCGAGAGCGGUUCCUGAACGACCUCCGGAGGAACGUGGAGAAACCCAUGGGCUUCGACGCGGUUCUGAGGGUCCGCACCAGCACCGGCAUCCGGGCCACGGACUUCUUCGGCUCCUUCUUCAUGAGCAACACCACCGACGUGGAGCUGGCCGGCCUGGACUGUGACAAGACGGUGACCGUGGAGUUCCGCCAUGACGACAAGCUCAGCGAGGAGACCGGUGCACUCAUGCAGUGUGCCGUGCUGUACACCAGCUGCAGCGGCCAGAGGCGCCUGCGCGUCCACAACAUGGCCGUCAACUGCUGCUCCCAGCUGGCAGACCUGUACCGCAACUGCGAGACAGACACCAUCAUCAACUUCUUCUCCAAAUACGCGUUCCGCAGCGUGCUGACCAGCCCCACUAAGACGGUGAGGGAGGGCCUGGUCAACCAGUGUGCUGCGAUACUGGCGUGCUACCGCAAGAACUGUGCCAGCCCCUCCUCAGCAGGCCAGUUGAUCCUGCCCGAGUGCAUGAAGCUGCUGCCGGUGUACCUGAACUGCGUGCUGAAGAGCGACGUGCUGCUGCCCGCGGCCGACGUGUCGCUGGACGACCGCGCCUACCUCCGGCAGCUGCUCAGCGGCAUGGACGUCUCCGAGAGCCACGUCUUCUUCUACCCCCGCCUGCUGCCCCUGAUGAAGCUGGAGGGCGACUCGCUGCCCCUGGCGGUGCGGGACUCGGAGGAGCGGCUGUCCAAGGGCGGAGCCUACCUCCUGGAGACGGGCCUGCACCUGUUCCUGUGGGUGGGGGCCAAUGCCCAGCAGGAGCUGCUGCUCAACAUUUUCGGCACGCCGAGCUUCGGCCAGAUCGACCCCAACCUGACGAGCCUACCGGUGCUGGACAAUCCAUUCUCCAAGAGACUCCGAGAGAUCGUAGACGCCUUCCGGGCACAGAGGUCCCGUUACAUGAAGUUGAUUGUGGUAAAACAGGAAGACAAGGCCGAGCUCAUAUUCAGGCACUUCCUGGUUGAGGACAAGAACGCCAGCGGCGGAGCGUCAUACGUGGACUUCCUGUGUCACAUGCACAAGGAGAUCCGCCAGCUCCUCAGCUAGGACACUCCCCCUCCCCCCCCGACCACAUGUGAACAUACCCCUCCCACCCCCCCCCUCCCGAUCCGCCCUCCUCUCUUGACUCAACGGCACCUCCUUCCCCUCACUCCUGAAGCGCGUUAUCUUUUGAUUUUUUUUACCUAAUACACUAAACCCCCUCUCCGUGUCAGCCAAGGUCCAGAGACAUAUUUAAUUAUAUACCGCCUGCUGGAGAGACUCAUUGUCUUGUCCAUGCAGCAGAGAGAUAGUGAGAUUGUGUGUGCGUGUGUGUGUGCUUGUGUGUAUGUUUGUGACUAAUGGACAGAGGAGGAGGAACAGGAGGUUUGUCGAAAUCAAGUUUUAUCACAGCGAGAGUCGUUGGCAUGAGUGUCCAAGUCUAUAACGUUUGCUUAUGAAACUGUAUACGAGUGACUAUGUGGGUUAAUAAAUGUGUGAGCGAAUGAGGGAGGUGGAGAAGUGAUGUUGAUUGUAGUCUGUGUACUGUCUGUACCACUAGCACUGAAGGCUGUUCGAGGUGUGGAAACGAGCCAAUAGCAAACAUGCUAAUCGCAUACAUGACUCUUUUUGUAUGAUUGAAAAUCCAGUAGGGAAAAAGAGGACUACUACUCAACGAGACAUAUAUCAAAUAAAUUAAAUAAAUCCUGUUCUUUACAA